GGGAGCACGCGAACGGUCUAUAAGUAGCGCCACGGCGUGUGUCAGCGGCAGAAGCGGUAAGACAGCUCGUACGUCCCAACGCACGUUCCACUACUCGCAUGACAGCUCAGCGAUAGCAGGCGACAUAACGCAAACUGCUCGGUGGGACCCGACUGUCAGGCGGCUCAUAUCUUUUGAAGCAUCUCCAGACAUUUUUUUCAACGUUACUUUUCCCGCGACUCCAAACAGGAUUUACUUCUUUUCGCGUUUCCCUGGUUUGAACAAUAAUGCCAGCUGACACUAUGGAAAAGCAGACGGCAUCCCCUAUUGCCGGUGCCCCUGCAAGCGGAUCACACACACCGGACAAACCGAAAAACGCCAGCGAGCACAGAAAAUCAUCUAAACCCAUCAUGGAAAAACGCCGGAGAGCGAGAAUCAACGAAAGCCUCGGGCAGCUCAAGACGCUCAUUCUGGACGCACUUAAAAAAGAUAGCUCCAGACACUCCAAGUUGGAAAAAGCAGACAUCCUGGAAAUGACAGUGAAGCACCUGAGAAACCUGCAGCGCGUACAGAUGAGCGCAGCGCUCUCAGCAGAUGCCACCGUCCUGAGCAAAUACAGAGCCGGAUUCAACGAGUGCAUGAACGAGGUUACCCGUUUCCUGUCCACCUCAGAGGGAGUCAACACGGAAGUGAGGUCGAGGCUCCUCAACCACCUGUCCAGCUGCAUGAGCCAGAUGAUGUCCAUGAACUACUCGCAGCAGGCCCCGUCCCAGCAGACGCACCUGUCCCAGCCUCUCCAUGUGCAGCUCCCACCCAGUCUGCCCAUCAGCGGUACCGCCAUGGGCUCUAAACUUAGUCCUGCUGAGGCCGUCUCCCCUAAGGUGUUUGGUGGGUUCCAGCUGGUGCCUGCAACCGAUGGACAGUUCGCCUUUUUGAUCCCUAACCCGGCCUUUGCCUCCUCCACGGCCCCUGUCAUCCCUCUUUACGCAAACGCAGGAGUGCCUGUUGCAGUUAACACCAGUCCGGUGCACAGCAGCUCAGCACCGACUGCAGCAUCACCAGUCCAUGGCAUGACAUCCUUCUCUGGAUGGUCCCAGGCGAUAGUCAGCACUGGCUGGGAGAGCAACGAGCCUGUCUGGAGGCCCUGGUAGUUUAGGGGACAAGAGACUCAAGUGAAGCCAGUUUCCAUUACUUUUCCAGUUUAGACAUUUAACUGACUGCAGCUGCUGCGGGGAUUGAACUUGUGACGUUUCCACUACAGUGCAACAACUCCAACCCCUUAAUAAUCCCAGUAGUUCGCUUUGUUUCGUUUUAUGGAACAGGGGUUGCGUAAAAAGUGGCGCAUAGCUUUCUAAAUAAUUUAUUGUCUGGCUCCAACAUUUGGAUGUCAGUGAUAAACAUACUGUACAUGCAGAAGAUUUAUAGGAUUGUUUUUGGUAUGAAGUACUUUUUAUGAAAAGGUUUUAGUUUUGUACAGAGUUGUAUUGGAUUGUUAUACCAAAGCUGUGUUUUAUAUUCUUUGUUGUUUUGUGUUGAAAACAAAAACUUAAUUUGGGUGAUGACCCAUUGUUUUAAUAAACUAC
This is a messenger RNA of Monopterus albus (swamp eel), 1562 nucleotides long. It is a transcript of the gene hes4, whose product is annotated as hairy-related 9. Gene Ontology annotation, molecular function: DNA binding; protein dimerization activity. Lineage: Eukaryota; Metazoa; Chordata; Actinopteri; Synbranchiformes; Synbranchidae. Gene Ontology annotation, biological process: regulation of DNA-templated transcription. The transcript has 4 exons. The coding region runs from base 267 to 1130 and encodes 287 amino acids. The record is from RefSeq and is a predicted model, not a curated record.